Messenger RNA from Adineta steineri, 810 nucleotides. The record is from the annotation of a GenBank genome assembly. Lineage: Eukaryota; Metazoa; Rotifera; Eurotatoria; Adinetida; Adinetidae.
AUGGCUAAACAGGAACAAAUUGAUGGUCUUGCCUACUAUACUAACAAUCAAACAAAACGAAGUUUAACUCCAUCAAUAAUACCUCCUUCUAGUAAUCCGGGUACACCAUUUAGUGUUACAGAUAUUCUUCAUCCAUUAGAUGCUGAUGUAUCAUCAUCCUAUAAACGUUCAAUUGAAAUGGCUCAAGCAUUAGCUGUUGCAUCUUCUUCAUCAACAUCAUCCGUUUAUUCUACUCAACGUUCAUCAAAUAAUACAACAUUUGCUCCAUCAUCCAUACAUAGUACUUAUUAUAGUCCAUCAUCAACUACAAAUUUUCCACAUAAUAAUCAAUAUUAUGAUUAUAAUACAACACUUCAAAAUAGUGCUAAUUCAUCAACUGGACAAUAUUCAUCAAGUUCAUGUUGGUAUGGAUCAGCAGCAAUGUCACGAUAUUUAGUUGGAUCAACAUCAGCUAUGGAUAGUGCAGCAUUAGCAGCAAGUGUUUAUGGACAUCAACAAGAUCCAAUGUUAAAAUCAGCUUAUGGACAAUUUCCAUUUGUAUCACAAAAACGUAAACGACGUAUAUUAUUUAAUCAAGGACAAAUCUAUGAAUUAGAACGACGUUUUAAACAACAAAAAUAUUUAAGUGCACCUGAACGUGAGAAUCUUGCAAAUAUUCUUCAAUUAACCCCAACACAAGUUAAAAUUUGGUUUCAAAAUCAUCGAUAUAAAACAAAAAAACAAGCAAAAGAACGAGAAAAACUUGAUGCAAAACAAUUUCGAAAAGAUCAUUAUCAGCAGCAACAACAACAACAACAACAAUUUCGAUAG